Guillardia theta CCMP2712 is the source of this 3090-nucleotide messenger RNA. RefSeq lists its product as hypothetical. The record is from RefSeq and is a predicted model, not a curated record. Bases 1 to 3090 code for a protein of 1029 amino acids. The transcript has 15 exons. NCBI's taxonomy places the organism in Eukaryota, Cryptophyceae, Pyrenomonadales, Geminigeraceae. Gene Ontology annotation, molecular function: chromatin binding.
AUGACCAUUCGGAAAGCGAAACUUCAAGAGCACUUGAGAGGACGACAUGUCGCAGACUACCUGCAUGAUGAGCUACUGUAUGGUGAAGAAGCUUCUCGGCGCGAUCGGUCCGACCCUUUUUGCAGCUUCCUCAUCGCUCGUGUUUCGAUUCCGCAUGAUGCUCUUCCGGAAGAUCUCGUGACCGCCGAGGCAUGUGAGGGAGUUUCGUUUGUCUUUCGAGUCUCCAGGGCUGCCGGAGCCGAUGGCGAGGUGCUUGUCGUCGUGACUGAACGAUCCUCAUCCCUCUGGUCUGGCUUGUUUCUGGCGUUCUCAUUGGACUCGUUCAUGAAUGCUCGCGCGACUCCCGACGAGACUGCGAGUCGAGAUCUGCAGAUCGAUGACGUGGACACACAUUAUGGCAUUCCGAUCGUUUGUGAUCUGCGAAGCUGUUCCCAGGAUGCAGACAAGCUGUACAAGAAGACAAAGUUUGGUAUCAGGUUUCUUUCGGAGCCGCUUCCGGCAUCUGCAGCACAGAAGCAAAUAUUCUUUGUCGACGAAGUUCCUGGGCUCGCACAAGGAAUACGCAUGGCAAUCUCGUACGAGUCCAUAUCUGAGAGAUGUAUACAAGACGCUCUGCAGAAGUCAUCGGCAGCGUGCAGCUCGGAAAAUGACUCGGUAGAGGUGUUGGAUGAGCGGACAGAGAGCGAAGACAACCUCGACAUUUCAGCCUCUGAGUCUCCACAAGAGUACUCUCCCUCGGAGGCGGAAGACGUGGAAUCGUCCGAUUGCGACAAGACGAGCGAGCGUGAACAUCUGACGUCAAACGCAUACCAUGGGGAUCACAACAGAGAGGGCAGAAAUGAAGAGGGAGCGGGAGAGAAGGAGGUGGACAGGAUAGAAAAGGUUGGGAAUGGGCAAGAAGAAGAUAGGGGAAAAGAGGAGAAGGAGAAGGAUGGGGAGAAUGCAAGAGAUUUGGAGGCAAAGGAGGAGGAAGAGGAGGUGAAGUCUCAAAUCUGCGAGGAUGUGCCGGCAGACUUCCAGUGUGACGACCUGAUAGUGGAGACGAGCGACGAGGCGGCGAGAAGGGCCAGGGAAACAGAGCUCCUGGUGCUCAAGAAGAUUCACUCUCAGUUCAGAUGGGUAGGAGAGUGCGUGAAGGAGGAGAAGGAGAGGAAGUACUAUGAGGCGGUCAUGCUCAAGGAGGAGGAGAAGAUUGGGAUCGGGUCGACGGUGAAGUUGAUCGCUCCUAAAGGGCAUCCUUACUUUCUUGCCCGCGUCCUGGAGCUGUGGGAGAACGUUGCGGACGGCUUCAAGAUGAUGCGAUGCAACUGGUUCUACUCGUCGUUCGAGGUCCAUUGCUCUGAUCCGAGGCACCCCAAGGAAGUGUUUGCUUCGGACCACUACGACGAACAGUACCUUACUACCAUUUCCACUACCUGCAACAUAGUCCACAAGUCAGGGAUCCCUCCCGGCGAGUUGGCUCGCUUCGUGAAGGAGGAGAACAAUUUUUUCUACGAGCAGAAGUACUUCCCGACGAAGAAGCUGUUCGUUGCCGUGCCCCAGUGCAAGGAGAUCCACGUUAGGCAAGCGAAGUCGGGCGGUGCUGAUUUGAGUUUGAAAAAUACCGCGAAUCCUCAGCCGCCUCGACGGACCUUGCCAGCGCCUUACAAGGGGAUCGAACGGAACGCAGACGGCACCUAUCGAGCAAUCGCAAACAUCAAUGGCUCAAAGAUCAGCUACUCCCCUUUCAAGUCGGCCAAGCUUGCAGCGCGAGCAUAUGACCUGAUGAUGUGCAAGGAGACGACGGCAGAUGACCCUUGUCUCAACUUCGCUCAAGAUCAUAAAACGAUAAUGGAACUGCAAGAAAUCCUCGCGCUCUCUCGCCAGAAUGAGCUAGUCAUUCCCGUCAGGUCGACCGCAAAGCGCAGAAGCAGCAUCAUCAUCCUUCUCAACAACAGCGACAGUUGCAAGAUUACCAACUUCAUCAGGCAUGGGAGCAGUAGCGAGGUCAUCAUCAACAUCAGUGACAGCAUCAUCAACAGCAGCAGUCGCAAAAUCACCAAUAGCAUCAUCGUCAUCCUCAACAACAACACCAGCGGCACGACCACCAUCUUCGACGUCGUCAGCGAUCAGGAACACAACAGCAGCUGCUACCAUAUCGAGAGCUUCGGCAGCGUCAAACGCGCACAAGGCGACCCCUCUCUCGCAGACUUCCUUUGGGAGAGUCUCUAUCAGCUACCCAGCAGCAGCCGCCCGAGACCUCUCCGACCCACGAGGGGAGGAAAGGCAAGUCAUGACCCACCAACCUUGCAACGUGGCGCCUUCAAGACUUCAGCCAUCCCCUGCCACCGCGUCCGGCAUCCGAGCGGCAGGCAUGUGAAGGUUUUUGACUCUUGUCGUCUCAAGAUUCAAACAGACUGGGAGCAGGAGAAGGAGCAGGAGCAGGACUGGGAGCAGGAGAAGGAGCAGGAGCAGGACUGGGAGCAGGAGAAGGAGCAGGAGCAGGACUGGGAGAAGGAGAAGGAGCAGGCAGGGUGCUUGAGUGAUUGGGUGAUGGACUUGUGCAAAGUGAUCGAGGGACGGUCGAUCAUGAUCGGGGAUCAGGUUGUUGCCAUCGGCAAGCACGCAGUGCAGGGCAUGGAGACUGCCGAAAUCGAGAACCUCCUCUGUGGUCCGGUCGAUUCCUGCGUGCAGCUGAAGAUGAGGAGGAGGAUUGGUAUGACGACGGCUGAUUACUUCGUGACGGUGAGCUUCAUGGCGCGAGAGGACAGAGAGCUCAGCCGGCUCCUGUUGCACUCCCAUCAAGGCAUCGAGAAGCUGAUGAGUCUCAAGGAGGAGGCGAAAGUGUCGAGGGACAGCCACAAUAUCAACGGCAUCCAGAGGAUCCUCGACUUCCUCCUCCACUUCAAGACUACUUGCGCCUCCUUUGCUACUGCCCAGCAGGCCUACGAGACAGGAUGGCAGAGAGCAUUGGAGGGCGAGAACAUCGAGUUGCGGCAGAUCCGGAGUCACAAGGAGCAAAUGGACAAACUGGCUGGUGACAUCCGCUCGCGGUCCAGGUCUCUCCUAGCCGCGAUGAGGACGCUAGUCACAAUUCUUAGCAAGCCUUGA